Trichoderma breve is the source of this 1611-nucleotide messenger RNA. Its product is annotated as fungal specific transcription factor domain-containing protein. Lineage: Eukaryota; Fungi; Ascomycota; Sordariomycetes; Hypocreales; Hypocreaceae. The record is from RefSeq and is a predicted model, not a curated record. The transcript has 3 exons. The coding region runs from base 1 to 1611 and encodes 536 amino acids.
AUGCAGAAUGAUAACCAGGAGAAAGAACAGGAAAAAGAAUUUACUUUUGUCGAAUACACCGAUGCAAAGCUACCUACCGAUCCUGCCGUCCGCAACGUUAUUCGACGACAUGCUAUGCGAAAUGUGGCCGAAACGCGACGUCAAAGAGAUAAUUACGGCAAGAGCGGUAUCAAACAACCUCCCAAAUGGAUCUUGAACACAAUUCUAAAGACUUCGAGCUCUGCCCAGUCCUCUUCUUCAACAGAGGCAGCAUCUGCUAGCCGUGGCGAUGCAUCAGCGAGCGCCAUUGCUUCCAGCAAACGGCAAUAUCUGACCGACCCUCCAUCUCCACUGCCAAUGAGUAUUCCAGAAGCUACUUUUGCUGAAAACUUUGCAAUUCUACAUCUGGUAGAGUCACUCGCGGGACUUCACCUCGGUGUCAAAGCCCAACCAUCUCCGAAUCCGAGACUCGAGUUACAUAAAUCGCAGCUUCCCCAAAGCAAGACUCUACUAUCUUUCAUUCCAUCUCGCUAUGGACACGUUACACCUUUGACAUGUGCUGUGGAUUGUCUCGCAGCCCGUGUUCGACAAGUCACGCUCAAAGACGAUGGCUUCUCAGAUGACCCGGAUUUGGAGGUCUAUCGCUUAUAUGACAAAGCAUUAAAGGCUCUCCAGGAAGCUCUUAAUGAUGUAGAGGAGUGGAAGACACCGGAAACACUUUGUGCCGCGGAGUUACUGGGAUUCUUCGAGCUUUUGAAUGGAAGGGCAGAAACAGCGCAUUCUUGGACACGACAUGCUGCGGGCGUAGCUCAGCUUAUACAACAUCAAGGGGCUGAUCACUUCCAGACAGACUUUGAGUUGGCUUUGAUUGCGGCCUACGUCGGUCCUCUGGUUCACGAAGCGUUUCUUAACCAUAACACGUGCUUCUUGGCAGAAGACGAAUGGGAAAGAGUAAUACGAGAAGCAAUUGGCGGUGACACAUCCAACUCAACGGAUGAUAACAAUGCUGUGCUAUCUCUGUGGACGCAUCUUAUAGACGGACCGAAUCUCUUUAAGAAGAUUACCGAAAUGGUGCUGUCCCCUGAGCCAGUUCCAUCUAGCGAUAUCCAAGAAGCUGUAGAAGGCCUCGUGGACGAUUUGCAGGAAAUACACGAAUGGCUAGGCAUGGAGUACGAUAUUCAUAAUACCAAUUAUCCUCCACAGAGUACAAGCGGCAAUUUCUACGCGUGGCAUAUGAACUUCCGACAAUCCAUCAUCAGCCUACAACAACAAAAGCACGCCAGCUGGCCAAUAUUACAAGGAGCAUGCAUAACAUCCUGGCUCACGAGAGCACGCCUUCUCACGGCGUUGGCACCUGCUCGGUUCCACGAUUUAGAGACGGUGAGCCAAAAGUUUGUUUACGACAUCAAGAGCUGGAGGACAAAUUCAUCGUCUCUUGUGAAUGCGGGCCUGCUGGGCGGGUUGUUCAUGUGGCAGACUGUCUGCGCGGGGAGAGUGAAUUGCAAAACGAACGCGGUAUGGACUGAAGGCUGGUCUAUGGGGUUGUAUGGACGAGAUAGAAGACAUGGGGGGAUGAUUGAAAAGGAGAGAUUUAUGGCGUGGCUCGACACCAUUGGGAUAGAUGUCGGAUGA